This is a messenger RNA of Aspergillus terreus NIH2624, 4116 nucleotides long. Its product is annotated as putative DEAD/DEAH box DNA helicase (Mer3). NCBI's taxonomy places the organism in Eukaryota, Fungi, Ascomycota, Eurotiomycetes, Eurotiales, Aspergillaceae. The coding region runs from base 1 to 4116 and encodes 1371 amino acids. The transcript has 10 exons. Gene Ontology annotation, molecular function: nucleic acid binding; ATP binding. The record is from RefSeq and is a predicted model, not a curated record.
AUGCGUCGCCCUGCUCCUAUCCGACGCAGAGCAGAUGCUCCUUCAUCCAGCAGAUCUACUCCCAGCAGUCUCAUUGACAAGAGGCUCAUUGAAGGAGCCCAGGUCUCACGCUUCUUCAGCAGACAGAAUAGGUCCGAGCCUAAUGAGCUAGAUCGUCCUGAACCACUUCCGUUCGCCCCCGAAGGAGACUUACAAUUAGAUGCAUUUGAUCUUGAGUUGCUUGCUCAGUCAGAGCAUCUGGCGAACGAUUCCAAGGCUGUGUCUGACGGCCCAUCGAGACGGGAUCCGCCUCAGGAGUCACAGUUCUUCCACGCUUCAGGUCCUCAUGUCACCCCUCGUCAACUCCUGGAUUCCAGUUCGUCUACCGAGUUUCGAUCUCCUUCUAGCCCUCUGACUAGGAUCCAAGCCGCGAGGAGUACACCGCUACGGGUUCACGAUGUUGAAAACCGCAGGGAACAAGAGACAUACCCACAUCUUUCAGAACCUGAGGAACCUGUCCCCUUCAGUACACAAGCGUCGGUGAGAGCUCACCAACAACUCCCGGCUCAAUUUCAGAACAUACCGAUGUCGAUUCGAGGCAUCGUCCUCGUGUCGACACAUGAACUCCCAGAUAACUACCGCUCCUUAUUCCACUUUCCCGUGUUCAACGCAGUCCAAUCAAAAUGCUUUCAAGCCAUAUACAAGACCGACGACAACGUCGUCCUCGCCGCCCCAACAGGAAGCGGCAAGACUGUCAUCAUGGAGUUGGCGAUCUGUCGCUUGCUAUAUAACCUGAAGGACGAACGCUUCAAAGUAAUCUACCAGGCGCCGACAAAGUCGUUGUGCUCCGAGCGAUUCCGCGAUUGGAGCAGAAAAUUCAGCACUCUCGGUCUGCAGUGUGCCGAACUGACCGGCGACACAGACCAAACGCAGCUGCGAAGCGUGCAAAAUAGCCAGAUCAUUAUCACCACCCCAGAGAAAUGGGACAGCAUGACCCGCAAAUGGAAGGACCAUGCGCGACUCAUGCAGCUCGUCAAGCUGUUCCUUAUCGAUGAGGUCCAUAUCCUCAAAGAGGCUCGCGGAGCGACCCUGGAAGCUGUCGUGUCGCGGAUGAAAACGAUCGGUUCGAACGUCCGUUUUGUCGCCCUCAGCGCGACUAUCCCAAAUUCGGAGGAUAUUGCGACCUGGCUUGGCAAGAAUGCAACAAACCAGCAUGUACCGGCGCAUCGGGAGCACUUCGGUGAGGAAUUUCGGCCCGUUAAGCUGCAGAAGUUCGUGUACGGGUAUCAGUCGUAUGGGAAUGAUUUUGCGUUCGAUAAGAUGUGUACCUCGAAGCUUUCGGAUAUCAUCGCGACACGCGCUUCCAUGAAGCCUAUCAUGGUCUUCUGCUGUACCAGAAACUCCUCAGUCGCAACGGCCAAGGAGCUUGCUCGUUUGUGGUCGAUGUCAAAUGCGCCUGCGAGGCUAUGGAAGGGACAGAACACGCCAAUGGAGACACACAACGCCGAUCUCAGAUCGACUAUCGCCUCUGGUGUCGCGUUUCACCACGCAGGCCUCGACCCAGGCGAUCGACAUGUCGUUGAGACUGGCUUCUUACAGGGCCAAAUUAGCAUUAUAUGCUGCACGUCAACCCUUGCUGUUGGUGUGAACCUCCCAUGUCACCUUGUCAUCAUCAAAGGGACAGCUGGAUGGCAGGAUGGCGGCUGCAAGGAGUACUCGGAUCUCGAGAUCAUGCAGAUGCUUGGCCGCGCGGGUCGACCCCAAUUCGAUGACAGCGCUGUAGCUGUGAUAAUGACACGAAAGGAACGUGUGAGCCACUACGAGAAGCUCAUUUUCGGCUCCGAAAGCCUCGAAAGUUGUCUGCAUCUCAACUUGAUCGACCACUUGAACGCUGAGAUCGGACUAGGAAACGUCACGGAUGUGGAAUCCGCCAUUAGAUGGCUCGGGGGCACCUUCUUGUUUGUGCGCCUCAGAAGGAACCCGACGUACUACCAACUGAAAGAGGGGGCCAACAGGGAUGACGAGGAUGAGAUGCUCCGGCAGACCUGCGAGAAGGACAUCAAAUUCUUGCAGGAAUGCGGUCUCGUCUCCGAGGGACGACUCAAGUCGACGCAGUUUGGCGAUGCCAUGGCGCGGUAUUACGUCCGGUUUGAAACGAUGAAGAAUUUCCUCACGCUGAAAGCCCGAGCGACCAUAUCUGAGAUUCUUUCCGUGAUCUGCCAGGCAGAGGAAUUCCGCGAAGUUCGGCUCAAGGCAGGCGAAAAAUCGUUGUAUAAGGAACUAAACCGUGCCAAUGGCAUUCGAUUCCCACUGAAGGUCGACAUUGGUCUCUCAUCUCACAAGAUAUCACUCCUCCUGCAAUCGGAACUAGGGGCAGUUGACUUCCCUGACGGGGAGCAGUUCCAGAAACACAAAUUCGCCUUCCAACAGGACAAGAACAUCGUGUUCUCUCAUGUGAACAGACUCAUUCGCUGCAUCAUUGACUGUCAGAUCUGUCUUGAGGACUCGAUCGCUGUCCGCAACGCGCUGGAACUUGCACGGAGCUUCGCCGCAAAGGUCUGGGACAACUCCCCGCUUCAAAUGAAGCAGAUUGAACAGAUUGGCGUGGUUGCGGUUAGAAAAUUCGCCGCGGCGGGAAUUACGAGCAUCGAGCAGCUGGAGAGCAGGGAGGCCCACGAAAUCGACAUGAUCUUGAGUAAGAACCCGCCAUUUGGUGUAACUCGAGGGCCUCCGCUAAAUGUUCAGCAGGAUAUCAAGCCGGGAAAUCCGAUAAAGAUCCGUUUCAAAGCAGAAAUUGCGUUCAUGAAUGAGAAGUGCCCUUCGUAUUUUCAGAGACGUCCGGUUUACGUUUGUUUCCUCGCUGAGACCUCAGAUGGCCGUAUGAUCGAUUUUCGACGUAUCAGUGGAAACAAGCUUCAGAAUGGGCAUGAGAUACUGCUCAGUGCAGAGAUGAAGGCCAACGACCAACAUAUCAUAUGCCAUGCCAUGUGUGAUGAUAUUGCUGGAACGCUGAGAUCUGCGCAGAUCAAGCCAGACCUGCCAGCCAUCCAUUUCCCACAUCGUCCAGAGACAACAGAAAGCGGAAAAGGGCAAAGGUACUUGAUGAACAGCGGAAGGCCCCGGAGUAAUGAGUCCUUCCAAGGAAAAUCGAGCCUUUGCCAGAGGAAAGACAGUUUCGAUACCGAUGACUUAUUCUUCGAAGAAUUCUUCGAUCUUGAACAAGCCCCCGAUUGGACGGUCGCGGACAGCUCGACAAAAGACGGGCCUGGCAAAUGCGCAAAAGCACAUCCGGAACCUGUCAUUCACUCUCCAGAGGCACCCAAGGAAAACAAGUGUGUUGAAGAAAUCGGGGAAGCAACUCGCCUUGAAAACGGCAGAUGGACCUGCAACCACAAGUGCAAGGACAAAACAACAGACUACCGUUAUGAAGCCCCUGGCCUAAAGCACAACACGAAGGAAAAGAACACUGAGAAAGCCCAUGAGCACACAAAACGCACCUUGAAAGAUAGCGACAGGAAGCCUGAGUUCAUCUACGACUCGGACACCCCAGAAGAGUUUGUGAAGGGUUCCAGCGACUAUGGUGAAGAUAGCUUUAGUGACUUCCCUUCACCUUCUGCCCUGCUUUCAGGCACCCAGGUCAUAUCUCAAGUCCAUGUGGAUCAACCGAAAGACAACAGGUCAGAUGAUAUCGGUGACAUGAUUGGCGACCGGGCUAGGACAAAUGGUUUCAAGUCUCCUUCAACGUACGACGCAGAGAGAGGCAUUGUUGAUUCAUCAAAGACGGGAAUAGCCAAGACAAAGGUACAAGCAUCGACGGAUCUCACGCCUGAAUCACGCCACGAGAAAGCGGCUGCUGAUCCCAAGAGCGACGUAUGGAAAGUGAACUCACCCGUCACCCCUGGACCCCUUGAACGAAAGAGGAAGUCUUCCAUGACGUAUUUGAGUGAGAAGAUAAACUGUCCGGCAGAGAAGCAACUGAAGAGAAACCAAGAAGAGGACGUGCACGACCCAUCCGCUGGACCAACUUGCGAUUCCCAGCCUUACCUGCAGGGGACUCCUAACCUGAUGCCAAAGGACUGGGAGAACAUCGAUCCGGAUUUGCUGAAUGAGUUUAAAGACAUUGUUAACUUCUUCUAA